CCAAACCUCGGUCUCUCGGGCUUGCACUCUCUCUGCCCCCCAACCUCCGAGGCGUCCGCCCCCUCGCCGCCGAUCACCGGAGCUUCGCCGAGAUCGAAGCCCCCCGCCGAGAUAUCCGACCGACCAGCUCGAUCUCCGCCCCGAUCCGCCGUCGCCUCCCCCACAGACCAUGGACGAGUUCCCUGGCCUCCUGGCCCGGGACUUCGGCUUCCGGCCCCAGGGCAAGAACGCCCCCAUGGCCGCCUCCAAGGCCGCUUCCGUCGGAGGCGUCAAUCUUGGGACUGGAUCCGCCCGAUCCUCCCCCGCCUCCACCUCCUGGAACAAGUCAAGAUCCGGCUGGAAUUCCACCGGCGAUUCCCUCCUUGGGGAUCACGGCGUCGAAAUCUCGGAGAACCGGAGCUCUCCGGCCUACGACGACGUCUUCGGUGGCCCCCCCAGUCAGUCGAACUCCACCUCCCAUGGCCGCUCGGGCUCCGCUACCUCCCCUCCUUCUUUUGACUCCAUUUUCGAGGGUUUCAAGGAUUCCGGGGCGAAGCCGGUGACGUCGUCGUCCUUGCCCGUAUAUGAUAAGCCCGUCUAUGAUGAUGAUAUUUUUGAUGGGGUUCCGGGCAUAAAGAGCUCGUCGAUCAAGUAUGAUGAUGUCUUCACCUCGAUGUCGGCCGGAUCCAAUCACGUCUCCUCACCUCCGUAUGAUGAUCUUCUUGAGAAUCUCGGGAAGGCAAUGCCGGAGUCAAAGGGUGCGGGUGAUAAGAGACCCGGGGAGCAGAAGGACCAGGACUUCUCUGGAUUUGAGGAGCUGAUACCUGGAUUCGGUGGGAGCAGUCCUCCGCAUAAAAGGGAGAUUCCAGUGACUAACCAACAAAAAGCUAAACCAACUGCCAGUACUUCAGAAGAUCCUUUUGUUGUUUUGGAAACGACAUCAACCUCAGCAUAUUCAUCAUCUGGGUUGUUCAAUGACCCUUUGGAACAUAUUAGUAGGACUACCAAUUCUGGAAGCACAAAAACUGGAUCUUCUUCUGUUAGAGGGUCGAUAUUCGAUGAUGCUAAUGUGUUUAAUGGCUUCUCAAAUUCAGUGCCUUCAUAUACAAGUGAGAUGAAUGACAACCAGGAUGAGAACCCCCAAAAUAACGUCCAGGGUACGAGCCCUGGGCAUCAUUUUGGAAAAGAACCACCUCAACGAUCUUCAAUGGAGGCUUCUGAAAAUAUCACUCCUAAAAUGCAACCAAGUAAAUCAGAUACAUAUGGAAGAAAUGCCAUGGCAGAUCAAUCUCCAAAAUCUCAUGACCAUUUGGAGAGAACAGGUGACCAAUGGCUUACUGUUAAUGAAAUUCCUCUCUCUACACAACCUACAACUGCUCCGCCACCUUUGAGACCUCCUCCUCCACUUGUCAUCAAACAAGCGCCCUUUGAAGCAAAUACCAAAAGAAGGGAAAAUGAACCUUUUUCACAGCCUAGUCAAAACUAUUCUUAUCCUAAAGAUUCAGUGAAGAAAUCUAGUGUAUCUCCAAUAGAUGAAUUAGAAGAUUUUGCCAUGGGAAAGCCUCAAACAUAUGCUUAUGAUCAUGAAGAAGUAUUCACCAAUGAAGGGGAAAUUGAGACGAAUUCAGCUGCAGCAGCAUCUGCAGCUGCUAUGAAGGAGGCUAUGGAUAGAGCUGAGGCGAAGAUUAAACAUGCUAGGGAGGUAAGGGGGAGAGAACGAGCACAGCAAGAAAGAGAUGGAAAAGCCAAGUCAGAUGCUCAGGAUAUAGAAGAUAAAGAGAAACAAGAAAGACUAGAUCGUGAAAGGGAACAGAAGGAAAGGGACGAGAAGGAGAAGGAGCAAAAGAGACUUGAAAGGGAGAGAGAACUAGAACUUGAGAGGGAAAGGGAAAGAGCAAGGCAAGCUGUGGGAAGGGCUACAAGAGAAGCACGGGAAAGAGCAGCUGCUGAAGCCCGUGCGAAAGCUGAGAGGGCCGCUUAUGAGAAGGCAGCAGCUGAAGCACGUCAGCGUGCUGAGAGAGCUGCAGUACAGAGGGCAGCGGCUGAAGCACGUGAAAGAGCUGCAGCAGAGGCAAGGCAAAGAGCUGAGAGGGCAGCUGCAGAAGCCAGGGAAAAGGCUGCUACAGCAAAGGAGAGGGGUGCUGCAGAAUCUAGAGAGAAGGCUGCAGCUGAAAGGGCUGCUGUGGAGAGAGCUGCAGCAGAAGCACGGAUGAGAGCUGAAAGAGUAGCAGUAGAUAGAGCUAAUGCUGAAGCUCGUGAAAGGGCUGCUGCUGCUGCCAGAGGAAAGCAGAACAAGACCGAAAAUGAUCUUGAGUCAUUCUUUAGUAUGGGUGCUCGAGCAAAUAGUGCACCAAAACAAAGGGCUACUUCCGCGGCGACUAUGUUUGACACUCAAGCUCAAGGCAGGGGCAGUUCUGAUGCAUCUUGGAGGACAUCUUCUGGUUCUUCAUCCACCAUGAAAAAGGCAUCAUCUACAACAAAUAUUGCAGAUGACUUGAGUUCCAUUUUUGGAGCUCCUUCAUCAUCUGGAGAAUUUCAAGAUAUUGAGGGAGAGAGCGAAGAAAGAAGAAAAGCUAGAUUUGAAAGACAUCAAAGAACACUUGAGCGUGCGGCAAAAGCUCUGGCCGAGAAGAACGAGCGUGAUUUGCAAACUCAGAGGGAUCAGGCAGAGAGACAUAGGAUCGCUGAAACACUGGAUGCUGAGAUAAAACGGUGGGCAGCAGGGAAAGAAGCCAACUUACGUGCCUUACUAUCCACAUUGCAAUAUGUGCUUUGGCCUGAAUGUGGCUGGCAGCCUGUAUCUCUGACUGAUUUAAUUACUGCUGCUGCGGUGAAAAAGGUUUAUAGGAAAGCAACCUUAUGCAUACAUCCUGAUAAGGUGCAGCAAAAGGGUGCAAAUCUUCAACAAAAGUAUAUUGCUGAGAAGGUUUUUGAUCUCCUAAAGGAAGCUUGGAACAAAUUCAACUCUGAAGAGCUCUUUUAAGAUUCUUAUGGGACGGCUUUGUUUUCUUGCACGAGCUAUCGGGGAGGGUCUGCGAGUACUCAGCUUCAGAAAAGCUUUGUUAUGUCUAUUAUUUUUUAUUUUUUUUGUUUCCAUAUGUGUUGAUCAUUCAAUGUUGCUUCUUGACUACAUGCUGCCUUAAGAAAAGGGAUUGUUUCUUUAUGACUGCUGGAAAUAUAUCUUGCUUUGAUCCAGUGUCAAGAGUAUCUGAGGCGACUUCUUUGUGCUUUUUUACCUUCUCUGUAAUCAUAGACUUGUUGAGCACCCCGGCACUCUCUAUCUGUUAUCUGAUGUCAUGGAUUUGCAA
Molecule: messenger RNA, 3287 nt
Organism: Phoenix dactylifera (date palm)
Lineage: Eukaryota; Viridiplantae; Streptophyta; Magnoliopsida; Arecales; Arecaceae
Product: auxilin-related protein 2-like
Biological process (GO): clathrin coat disassembly; clathrin-dependent endocytosis
Cellular component (GO): cytoplasm; intracellular membrane-bounded organelle; vesicle
Molecular function (GO): clathrin binding
Source: RefSeq, a predicted model, not a curated record